CAUCCCGCCCAUAUUCUUUUCCUCUCAUUGUUUUUCAACACCAGUCGCUCUUUUCACCCUAGGGAACUGCCAUGGCGCGUCUGCACCAGCACCGAGAGGUCGGACAGCUUUGGUGGGGAGCCCGUCGAAGUUUACACACGACACGAUCGCCUCCCACAAGAUCCUCCACACGCACCUUGUGCCUUCGAUAUGGCCCUCCCCUCUUCUUUGCGACCGCCGCGACCAGUUACCUGACCACGCGUCCCACACUCCUUAAGCCCACGCUCCUUGACGGCCCCAAACCCUCUACAUGGUACUCAUAUGGUGGUGCUUCGGCGCGCAGCAAUUCCACAAGCACGGGGAAACCUGUACCCACCUCGACCACAUCUGAUCCCACCGAAGGGAAUGGUGACCAACCAAAACCCCCACCUCAGACUCGUGUUGUAAACGAGGGAGGUGGCGAGACAAAAGUCGAGGAUCAACGGUCCGCCUGGGAGACCAUUACCAAGAAGAUCUCGGAAGCCCCCAAAUCUGUCACUUCGUUGGGUGAUAGCAUAGUCGACUAUGUGAUUCCCAAUUGGGCGAAGAUGCUUCCUGCUUUCGCAAGGAAGCUACAAAGCGAGUUGUCCAUGGAACCGGGUUCUCUGGCAGAGGAAAUUUGGUACGAAGCGAAUGACCCUGAAAUCAACCCAGAAAUCAUUUGGGACGCUUCUGUGCGCGUGUCCAAUGACCUCUGCGCAGAGGAGAAAAACUUCAGGAACAAACGUCAGGCUUUCACAAAACGAGGGCUAGCGCGCUAUCUUGAUAUACCUGAAGACAUGAUUCAUCCCGACGAUGUGCCCAUCAUCGCCAUGUGCGGAUCUGGAGGUGGUCUAAGAGCGUUGGUCGCUGGCACUAGCUCAUACCUCUCGGCCCAUGAGCAAGGCCUUUUUGACUGCGUUACCUACACAGCUGGCGUAAGUGGAAGCUGCUGGCUUCAAACGUUGUACUACUCCAACAUCACUCAGCGCAGCCAUGCGCGGCUGAUUCGCCACUUAAAGAACCGACUAGGUGUCCACAUUGCGUUUCCCCCGGAUGCACUGGAAUUGCUUGCUAGCGCGCCUACCAACAAAUACCUCUUAAGUGGACUUGUAGAAAAGGCCAAAGGGACCCCUGAUGCGGAAUUUGGUAUCGUGGACAUAUAUGGUGCUUUGCUCGGAGCAAGAUUGUUGGUUCCCAAGGGUGAACUCUCCGUGGAUGACUACGACUUCAAAGUCUCCAACCAGCGGCGAUACACCGACAACGGAUCACAGCCUUUGCCCAUAUACACAGCUGUACGGCAUGAGAUUCCUCUAACGGAACAGAUGGAUACGAAGGAUCCUGUCGAGGCGCAGGCAAAGGCACGCAAAGAAGCUUGGUUUCAAUGGUUUGAGUUCACACCCUAUGAAUUUUGGUGCGAGGAGCUUGAAGCCGGGAUCCCAACUUGGGCAAUGGGCCGUAAAUUCGACAACGGACGGACCGUGUGGCGGGAAAAUGGGUUGUCGCUACCAGAAGUUCGGGUGCCGUUGCUGAUGGGUAUUUGGGGAAGCGCGUUCUGUGCUACGUUGUCGCAUUACUACAAAGAGAUCCGCCCAGCUGUGCGAGGUCUAGUCGGUUUCGCGGGGCUGGACGCACUGAUAUCUCAACGCGACGAGGAUCUUGUCAAGGUUCACCCAAUUGACCCAGCAGCUAUACCCAAUUUUGCGCUUGGCAUGCGCGAGCUCCUCCCACAAUCCGUGCCUGAAAGCAUCUUUGAGUCCAAGAACUUCCAAUUGAUGGAUGCAGGGAUGAGCAACAAUCUUCCACUGUAUCCACUCAUGCGGCCGGGAAGAAACGUCGACAUUCUGAUUGCAUUCGAUGCCAGUGCAGACGUCCGAACCGACAACUGGCUUAAAGUUGCCGAUGGCUAUGCGCGCCAACGUGGCAUCAAAGGCUGGCCUGUUGGUGCUGGAUGGCCGCCCGAAGAUGAGCCUGUGGAAGAACUCGAACAAGAUUUGGAACAAGCCGCAGCAAAAUCUGAAGAACAGGUGCAAAAGAAGAUCCACCAAGCCGAGGAGGACGAUAAAGCCCGCCAGGUAGAGGGUAAAAGCAAAGAUCUGGGCUACUGCAACGUGUGGGUUGGUUCCACAGAGGAACGGACCAGCACGGACGAGCCGCCUCAGUCUAAACUCGUUGAAGAGGACUGGGAACUCAUGCGCAAAGACGCGGGGCUCGCUGUUAUUUACUUCCCUCUCAUGGCAAACCCCAAAGUCCCCGGUGUGGACCCAAAGACAUCAGACUUCUUAUCGACAUGGAACUUCGUAUAUACGCCUGAGCAGAUCGACUCUGUGGUCGACCUCGCGCGGACGAACUUCCAAGAAGGCGCCGAACAGACCAAGAGAACGGUUCGUGCAGUAUACGAGAGGAAGAAGAAGCACCGAUUGGAAAGGGAGCAAGAGGAGAGGGAGCGCAGAGCGCGGUGGAGGUUGCGGCAGGGUAGGAGCGGAGGCCGGCGCGUCGGGGAGAGCGAUCACGGCGAUCACUUUAGUUGA
This is a messenger RNA of Periconia digitata, 2528 nucleotides long. The record is from the annotation of a GenBank genome assembly. Lineage: Eukaryota; Fungi; Ascomycota; Dothideomycetes; Pleosporales; Periconiaceae.